GACCACUUUACGACAGGGAACAGUCUUCCACAUGGCCUCCAACCAGGCUGGAGCUCGGGUGUGUGUUUGAGUUUCGGUCGCUAAGCCUGAGAGGAGAACGGGGAGGGGGAAAAAAUCACGUUACAUGCGUAGUUAGCACUUUAUAAUAGAGACAGAAAUGGGUAAAAGUAAAACCACUAAAUUUAAACGUCCGCAGUUCAACGCCGUUGGAUUGCCGGUGAAUGCUGUGAAGGAACUGGACGCUGAGGAAGAAGAGCACGGUGAUGAUAGCUGUCCAGCUGCGGAGUUACUGGAGAAAUUGCAGAGUCCCAGUGCAGAUGUGCGAGAGUUUGCAUGUGCCAGCAUUUCUCGGGUGGUGCAGCAGAGUCAGACCAUCCCAGGCUUCCUCCAGAGGGAUGCUGUGAGGCGCCUCGGGCCCAUGCUGCUGGACAGCAGCCUGGCUGUCAGGGAGACUGCCGCUGGAGCGCUCAGGAAUCUGAGUGCAUGUGGCGGUCAGGAGGUGUGCGAGGACAUGGUAAAGCACGACGUCAUGACUCCAUUGACAGCACUGCUUAGAGAGAGCUGUGCCGGUUUUGAGCGCGAUGCUGUGCCAAUGAAAGACCAGAAGAAUGCAGUGGAGGAUGUUGCCAACGAGGCUGUGAACCUAUUGUGGAAUCUAUGUGAGUGCAGCAGCCAGUCGCUGUCGGUGUUCAACAAAUCGGGUCUCCUGGAUAUGGUUGUCCAGUGUCUGGAGAGACACGCACACAACAUGGAACUGGCCAUUUCUGCUGCCCACUGUUUGCACACUGUGACUGAGGAUAACCCAGAGCUGCUAUGUAGCAUCAACACCGCUGUGCUUGGAGUCGUGGAGAACGUGCUGCUGACAUCUCAGCCAGGCAUGACACACACUCUCCUCAGGACAUUGGCUGCAGGGACCCUGUGGAACAUGAAGGGCAGUUUGCCUGUUGCCCGUCAGGCCCAGACCCUUAACGCUGUGGUGGCCACCUUGUCACAGUGCCUGGAUCUGGACACAGGUACACUGAUACCUGAACUCAGACAGGCAGAAGAGGGUCGUCACAGACACACGCCAGCAGCGGCAGACAUAGAAGACCAAGCUGCAGGAGAGCCCGCUGUGGCGGAGAUGGACGAGGAGGAGGAGGAAGCACCACCUCAACGCAAGAGGAAUGGAAAAGCUGCGACGAUUGAUAAUGACUUCUCUGACCUGUUGCCUAGGGACAAGGAGGAGCUGAGGGAGGCAACGGCCUUGCUGACAGCCCAGCAAACGUCCUUAGAGAUCAUCGUCAACAUGUGCUGCUCAGACGACCCUUCUGACGACGAGUGGGAGGAGGAGUCGAGCAGCGAUGAAAGCGACAUGGGUCCGGAUGGCCUUUGUGAUGGAGUGUCCAAUCUUAUGUCUCCACUGUGUUUGUCAGCUGAGGUCCACGGGGCCUUGAUCAACCACAGCAUCCCUGAGAAGGUCCUCAAAAAGACUGAGUUCCCCAGGAAGGAAGCCAUGGAUGUGUGCCAUCAGAAUUCCUCCUGGAGAGGCCUGAUAAAAAAGAUACAGCGUGUGCAGUCCCGGGCGCUGACGUGCCUCCACAGCAUCCUCUCCACCAUGGACGCCGAAUCUCUGGGAGGGCCGGCAGCCCUGCAGGGAGCAGCACAGCACCUGUCCACGCUGGUUUUUGGUGCAGCAGAGAUACCCAAAGAUGAGGAGUUCCUAGAGGCCGUCAUCAGCGCCAUGCGGUCUCUUUUACAGAUGAUUGCCUCCAAAAAUAUCUCCCAGUGUAUGACCCCCCAGCAGCUGAUGAGCCUGAGCGAAGCAGCCACCCGCUGCGAUGUUGUCAGUGUAAGGGUCAACGCCGUCGCCAUUCUGGGCAUCACUGGCAGCACAUUGGCCAAAGAGAAGGGCACUGCUGAAACCCUUCAGAUGAUUGGCAACGCCUUACUUCAAGUUGCCACAAGGGAUGCUGACCUGGUUGUGAACGGAGAAGCCCUGGACGCCUUGUUUGAUGUUUUUGCAGAUGGAGACGAGGCAGAGACAGCUGCCAAAAACAUCCAGUUACUACCUGCACUGAAGGCACUUCAACCCGUCUUUAAGGCCAAGAUUCGUAAAGAAGGAAAAGGCAAGUACAGCCCCCAGCAGCUGUGUGUGCUUGACAACAUCAAAGUCAACCUGAGAAGAUUUAUUGGUUAUCUGGAGAAGGUGGUGAAAAAUUAACGACUUGACGUUGCAGACAGUUGAAGCUGUAUGGUUUGGACCUGCUAGCAGGAGCAUAGAACGAAACAGAAUGUGGUUGUGAAACAACCAAGUAUUUAUUAUGUUGGUAGUAAACCAUUUGUUUUUGCUUGGUUUCAAUGUUAAUAUUCUCUAAAUAAUGAUUAACUAUUUCACUUGGUGAUGUGAUUUGUUGUGAAGAAAGAUGGAGUGAAAUCUGAUAUUAGUCAUUAGUUAGGUUUUUAUUUUUGCUCCCUUAGUUGAUAAAUAUCCCCCAAAAUGCUUGUCAGACUUGAAUUUGUCUAAUUUCAUGCCCCAUAGUAACAUUUUUCAGAGAUCAGGAGUGGUGACACCAAGUUUUGACAUGUGUGCCCUUAAUUUUGUCCCGUUUCAAUGGGCCAAACAUUGAAGUUUCCAGUUCUGCUACAAGGGGUGGGAGGUAGGGCUUUGACUUUUGCCCAAAAAUCAUAUUCGAAGUUUGUUUGUUCAUUAAUAUUAAUAUUCGAAUAUAUUCAAAUAUUUAUUAAUAAUAUUUGGACCAUUAAAUGCCUUCAGUAAGACCUAUAUUGGUAAGUUUUAGAUGUUCUGUCCACCAGAGGGCAGUGUAUCAGUCAAUGUUAAUAGGCAGAUGAUGUUUUCAGAAGAAAAACACUGCCACGACUGUUUUUGCAAGCCACCGCGACAUGUAGUUACAUUUUGAAAUGUGUGAAAAAGCCUCGGAAUCUGAAUUGAAAAUGUUUACAAGCAAACACAUUUACAAAAAAUAAUGCCCAUAACAGGUGUGAAUAUUAAGGGCUGCCUAAUAUUCGUUCGAAUAUCUUUUUUUUAAAUUUAAUAUUAGAAUUAUAUUCGAAUAACAAAGUUCGGAGUCAAAGCCCUAGUGGGAGGCAGAGCUAUUCUACAUUACAGGCCCUUUAUACUGUAUGAAAGAUUGUACUAUCAGUUAAGUAAUGACAAAGAGAAGAUUUUGUAUGUGUAUUAUGGAUAUUGUGUAAUAGAAAAUCAUAAUUUUGUUAAGGAUGAAUUUGACAUGCUUAAAGAAAAAAAGACUACAUAAUUUCAGUCACUUACUAAGCUGAAAGGGUUUGGUACGCUCACUGCCAAGGUUGUGAUAACAUUAAAAUCUAUUGAGACAGACAUAUUAGCCUUAAGAAAUACACACAUAUUCUCUACCUCUGAGCUUCCUCCACCUCACAUUUCUUAGCAUUAAUUGCACACCGCCAGGCACCACUUUUCUGCAUGGAGUGUGGUAUUUCUGUGAACUGCAACUCGCCGUGGCAGCCAACGUUCUGCUAAAACCAUUUUUCUCAGUAACAUUGUAAAGUAAUUUCCAACAGUGAGAUUAGAUUGGGUGCUGCUAACACCAAUAACUGGCAAUGGUCACUCAGCAUCCACAAUUGCUGUUCUCCCGUUCUACACAACUGGACAGCUAACCCUAACCUGAACCACAGUUUUAUCAUGCUUUGAGUUGGUGACAAAGUAAACUCAUUGGCCCUAAAUAAAUGCAGUAAAUGUUAAAGAUUAAAUGAAUUCCUUUUACAUAAAAUGUCAGAAUGAACUUUCUGAUAGUUCUUACGUCGUAAGAGUCAGGCACAGUUUCUCUGGUUUCCCACGAAUUUUCAAGGAAAUGUUAACCUUGUAAAUCAUUGAUAAAAAAAUAAAUAAUUCAAAGAUACAUUUGAGGGAGAUUAUGUCAUUGGGCUGGGAAUGAAUGCCUUUUUUGAAUAAAUCUUGGUUUCUUAUAC
Messenger RNA from Perca fluviatilis (European perch), 3942 nucleotides. It is a transcript of the gene heatr3, whose product is annotated as HEAT repeat containing 3. Gene Ontology annotation, biological process: protein import into nucleus; ribosomal large subunit biogenesis. NCBI's taxonomy places the organism in Eukaryota, Metazoa, Chordata, Actinopteri, Perciformes, Percidae. The transcript has 15 exons. Bases 158 to 2200 code for a protein of 680 amino acids. The record is from RefSeq and is a predicted model, not a curated record.